Molecule: messenger RNA, 948 nt
Organism: Phaeodactylum tricornutum CCAP 1055/1
Lineage: Eukaryota; Bacillariophyta; Bacillariophyceae; Surirellales; Neidiaceae
Exons: 1
Coding region: 1-948 (315 amino acids)
Source: RefSeq, a predicted model, not a curated record
AUGUGGAAACUUUUCUGUGCCGUAGCAGUCUUUGUAGGAGUGAUCGCCGUGCGCGUGAACGGCCAACAGUGUACGCUUUGUGCGGAUGGCUCGGCCUCCAAUCCAAACGGCACAAUUGGUGCAGCUCCAUGUUCGGACAUCGAGGCGGUUAUUGGCUCGACACCCGCGAACUCAACCCAGUGCCGUGAUGUGCAGCUCCAAGGAUUCCUAAAUUGUGGCUGCCCUACUUUUCCAGGCUCCUUUUGCCCCAUGUGCGCCGAUGGUUUCUUCAGCAUUGCGCAACCCAACAAACAGAUUCCUAUUUUGAACGAUAUGACCUGCGAAGAUGCACUAUUUGCCGAGAUUGCGGUUGAAAACGCUUGCAGCGAUAUCGAGCGCACGGCCCACUUUUGCGGCUGCCCCGGUGCACCGGAACCUAUCUGCACUUUGUGUGCCAACGGACCGGCGCCAUCCAAACCUACCCGGCGGCUGCCGCCUAGUUUUACCCUCACCUGCGCUGAUUACAGCGACCUUGUCGAGUUUUCAUUAGACGAAAGUGAAUGCGCCGAUGCAAUCAACGGAACGCUCCCUAUACACACCUCCACAUACUGUGGUUGUGUCAAUGUCUCUACUCCCGUGCCUACUUGCAGCCUUUGUGGCGACGCCGCUUUGAUAAACGCAGACAUGAAUGUAGCCGAGCCGGAUGUAACUUGCCAAGAAUUGUUCGAAAUGGCUCCAUUUUUAAAGGAUCAGUUGUAUUGCUCCGCCCUGCAAGCUAACUUCACAAUAUGCUGCGAAGGAGGCGCCGUACCGGCGCCUACAAUGUCUCCAACCACUGCGCCAGAUCGAUCCCCUCAAGCUCAAACGGAGUCGCCAUCAACAGAUCUUACGAGUGGUGCACGCUGGCAUGCAAGUAUCUGGCUUCUUUGUGCUCUGUCUGUUGCUAUGGUAGCAUCCCAAACUCCUUAA